Molecule: messenger RNA, 1399 nt
Organism: Pelmatolapia mariae (spotted tilapia)
Lineage: Eukaryota; Metazoa; Chordata; Actinopteri; Cichliformes; Cichlidae
Product: granzyme K-like
Exons: 5
Coding region: 17-784 (255 amino acids)
Biological process (GO): proteolysis
Molecular function (GO): serine-type endopeptidase activity
Source: RefSeq, a predicted model, not a curated record
AGAGAGGGAAGAAGAAAUGUCCUGCCUGAAAAAUUUCCGUCCUCUCAUCUCAUGUGUGCUCCUCUUCAUCAUCCAGCCAGGUCGUGGGUCUGAGAUUAUUAAUGGGAAAGAAGUCGAGCCACACUCACUGCCUUAUAUGGCCUAUCUUAGAACUGUGACAAAUUCUUGGUGUGGAGGGACAUUAAUCCAUCCACAGUGGGUGCUGACAGCUGCCCACUGCACUGGGAGUUAUUGGGUGAUCCUGGGAGCCCACUCCAGAACGAAAAACGAAAGUUCCAAGUAUCAAAGAGUCAUUGAGAAAAGUUUUCCUCAUCCUGACUACUGUUGUGCAAAGAUAGACGAUGACCUCAUGUUGCUGAAGCUUAAAGAACCGGUGAGGAAAACCAGGGCAGUGCAGUGGCUCGAGAUUGGCGACACUGUGAGAGACCCGGCAGCUGGCAGCACGUGUCUGGUGGCUGGAUGGGGAGUAACUGAAAACAACCAAACAUCAGACGUCCUCAUGUCUGCCAAUGUGACUGUGGUGGACAGACAGAAGUGCAACUCUCGUGAUUAUUACAACCACAGACCUGAGAUCACCAAACACAUGAUAUGUGCUGGUUCAGAUGGUACAAACAUCGCUGAUACCUGUCAGGGGGAUUCAGGAGGGCCACUGUUGUGUGAUGGAGCGCUGGUUGGAGUCACUUCUUAUGGAGCAGGUUGUGGUAUCAUUACAAAACCUGGAAUCUACUCGUUUAUCUCAGAGAAACAACUGUACUGGAUCAAAACUACGAUGAAGUUAUUCUAAAUGUCAUGAAACCACAGCAUCAGUCUGCAUGAUUUGAUGUUAUAUUUGUCAUUGCUGUCUCUGUAGACCAUUAUUCAGUUUAUCAUUUCAUUGUUCUUCUUACAGUUUAUGAUUUUUUAGUUUCUGCCAGCUUACUAUACUUUUUUUAUAGAUUCUGCACUUGGUUAGUCCACCACAUGAUCUUAUGGCAGAUAAAUUGGGCUGACCUCUGAACCACAUUUUAGACCUACUGUAAAAAAAAAUUGGAAACACUGUUUGAAAUUUUACCAUCUUUCACCACAUAAACCAGACAGAUACAUGGUUAUAUCUAAUCAUCAUUUUUCCAAAUAAUUUAAAGAAUUCCCAAACAUGAGUGCUCCUGGUUGUUGCAGAUGAGUGCAGCUGCAGUAAAACCAGGAGAAGCAAUUUUUAUGUUCACACAAAAGCCAUGAAUGUAAAAUAAAACAGAGAGAUUAUUCAGACUGUCAAACAGACAGAUUCAACAGCUCAUAUACAACCAACUGAAAAUGAGGCUUGUGGACAGGAUUGUUGAAAAAGAAAAAAAAACUUAUUGUUUUUUUCAUUUCGCACUACGACUCUGUUGCUUGAAAACCACAAAAACAAACAUAUUUUUCU